Messenger RNA from Raphanus sativus (radish), 869 nucleotides. Its product is annotated as probable WRKY transcription factor 75. The record is from RefSeq and is a predicted model, not a curated record. NCBI's taxonomy places the organism in Eukaryota, Viridiplantae, Streptophyta, Magnoliopsida, Brassicales, Brassicaceae. Gene Ontology annotation, biological process: regulation of DNA-templated transcription. The transcript has 2 exons. The coding region runs from base 116 to 559 and encodes 147 amino acids. Gene Ontology annotation, molecular function: sequence-specific DNA binding; DNA-binding transcription factor activity.
UCUUACGACCUAUAAUAACAAACAAACAAACAAAUCAAAAGAAUCUUCUUCUUUAAAAAGUUGGUCGAUCGCUCUUUGUAUUUUUAUAAGUUUUCCAGAGUUAAUUGGGAACAACAUGGAAGGAUAUGAUGAUGGAUCGUUGUAUGCUCCGUUUCUGUCGCUGAAACCACAUCAAAGCCUUUCUAUGUCGGAGUUAGAACAAGGCAGAGAAGAAGCCUCCAAAGUUAGAGAAGGUUCCUCGAGAAGCAGGGAGUUGAAAAAGAAGAAGGGGAAGAAACAAAAGUUUGCGUUUCAGACAAGGAGCCAAGUUGAUAUUCUUGAUGAUGGCUAUCGUUGGAGAAAAUAUGGCCAAAAAGCCGUCAAGAACAACAAGUUCCCCAGGAGUUACUACAGGUGCACAUAUGGAGGAUGCAAUGUAAAGAAGCAAGUGCAAAGAUUAACAGCGGACCAAGAAGUUGUAGUCACGACCUACGAAGGAGUUCACUCGCAUCCCAUAGAAAAGUCUACAGAAAAUUUCGAGCAUAUUCUCACCCAAAUGCAAAUCUACUCUUCUUUUUAAUACCUUUUAUAACUUUGGAGCGUAUCAUUCCGAGAGCCGAUGUUGUAAAUUAUACAAAUAAAAAAAGUAUAAUAUUUACAUUUCAUGGCUGUUGGAAAAAAAUAACCAUGGUCAAUUUGGAGACUGUUUCCUAAUAAUCUUAACAAAGUUGUUCAUUUAUAAAGAAUACUUAGUCCCUAGACAUUUCAUAGUCUGUAAAAUACCUUGUAAGCAAAAUCUACUACAUAAGAUGUGAUACUUUUGCGUUUGUUGGAUGAAUGUGAAAAUGUAAUAACCCUAAUCAUAUUAGUUAAUCAACUUCAUUCUCUUA